UCUUCCUCCUCCUCCCCCUCCCUCUUGUUCUUCUCCUCCAUCACUCCCUCUCUCUAUUGUUUUCCUUUGCGAUAUAAAACAAGCUCUUUCUCUCCAAAUUUUAGAGAGAAGGAAAAUGCAAGGGUUGUGAAGCCUGGUCGCCAUUGAAGACAGUUGAAGCUUUGAGAAAUUUGAAGCAAAUUCUGCAGUUUUUUUUGCUCUUUUUAGCUUUGAUUUCGGACGUCGGGAGGGGAAGAUUCGGAAUUGAGAGUUCAAGUCUGGACAGAUGAAAGGAGUGAUGCUCUAAUCAAGGAAGAUCGCGAUACUUCUUCACGUUAUCAUUGAAUAAGCCAUAGUCUUGAUCCAUGGGAAACGAUGAUGAUGCAAAGUCUGCUAAAUCCGAAAAAUCAUCCUCGCCUCUGCCGGGAGAUCAGACAAAUCAUACAAACCAGACCAAUAUGCAAGUCUGUCCUGAUUGGGGAGCCAUGCAGGCUUAUUAUGGUCCCAGAGUUGCUCUCCCUCCAUAUUACAACUCAGCUAUGGCUUCUGGGCACCCUCCUCAUCCCUAUAUGUGGGGACCACCACAGCAUAUGUUGCCACCCUAUGGUGCACCUUACGCAGUAUACUCGCAUGGAAGUGGUUAUGCACAUCCGGCAGUUCCCCUUGCAUCCCAUGGUCAAGGUGUUCCAUCCUCACCUGCUGCCGCCACUCCUUUGAAUAUGGAAACACCUACAAAGUCAUCUGGUAAUACUGAACGAGGGUUAAUGAAAAAGCUGAAAGAAUUUGAUGGGCUUGCAAUGUCAAUAGGCAGUGGUAAUGUUACGAAUGCUGAAGGUGGAGCUGAACAGAGUCUCUCCCAGAGUUCUAGAACUGAAGGUUCUAGCGAUGGAAGUGAUGGGAAUACUGCUGCGGCAAAUCAAACCGGAAGAAAAAGAAGUCGUGAGGGAACACCAGCCACUGCAGCUGGAAAUAGGAAGACUGACAUGCGGCCUGGUCCAGUUUCUGCUAAGGAGGCAAAUGCAGCUACUGAUAAAGUGUUGGGUGUAACUAUUGCUGCUGCUAAUAUCCCGGGAAAAGUGGUAGGACCAGCUGUUUUUCCUGGUGUGACCACGGUGUUGGAACUCAAUAACCCACCUAUCUUGAACUCAAAGACGAGUCCUACCUGUGUUCCACAAUCCUGUGCAGUUUUGCCUACUGAAACCUGGAUAGAUAAUGAUCGGGAGAUUAAACGGGAAAGGAGGAAACAAUCAAAUCGGGAAUCUGCUAGAAGAUCCAGGUUGAGGAAGCAGGCUGAGACUGAAGAACUUGCACAACAGGUUGACGCCUUAUCUGCAAAGAAUGUGGCACUUAAAUCUGAAAUAAACCGAUUAACAGAGAAUUCUGCUACACUCAAGCUAGAAAAGACUACAUUAUUGGAUAAACUGAAAAAUGCACGCGCAGGAAGAAUGGAAGAUAUCAUCAUGAACAUCGACGAUAAGAGGGUCCAGCCUUUCAGCACCGAGAACCUACUGUCAAGAGUUAAUAACGCAGGUUCCGUUGCUAGGGAUGCUGAGAAAGACGGUGACAAUGACAUGUAUGAGAAAAACAAGGGGGCAAAGCUGCACCAACUCCUGGACACGAGUCCAAGGGCAGAUGCAGUCGCCGCUGGCUGAUCAAUAGACCGGUAAUUUGUGCAGUUUAUUUAGUUAUGUAGUUUUGGCAUAUUACAAGCCCAAAAUUACUGCUAAAAAUUAGCCGGAGAACGCAACAGCUAAGCCGCUUGGAAUUGCGGUGAAAGCUGAGGCUCUAAUUUUUACGGUGUGGUUAGUUAUCUCAUGGAAGAAGUAAUGGCUUAUUUUUUUCUGAUUUAAUCUUGAGUUAAAAGACUAGAAUUCAGAUGUGCUGGAAUGGCCACUGAAGGGUGAUGUACAUUGAAGAGUGGAGAGAUUUAGAACAGAACAACCAGCCUUAAUUAUAUGCGUGUGUGUGUGUGUGAUGUAAACUUAACAGUUAAAUGUGAUGACUCUGCAAUGUCAAUGUAUGCUUUUACUCGACA
Pyrus x bretschneideri (Chinese white pear) is the source of this 2014-nucleotide messenger RNA. RefSeq names its product common plant regulatory factor 1. Gene Ontology annotation, cellular component: nucleus. Gene Ontology annotation, molecular function: sequence-specific DNA binding; DNA-binding transcription factor activity. Gene Ontology annotation, biological process: regulation of DNA-templated transcription. Bases 345 to 1631 code for a protein of 428 amino acids. The transcript has 13 exons. The record is from RefSeq and is a predicted model, not a curated record. NCBI's taxonomy places the organism in Eukaryota, Viridiplantae, Streptophyta, Magnoliopsida, Rosales, Rosaceae.